Molecule: messenger RNA, 2782 nt
Organism: Nymphalis io (European peacock)
Lineage: Eukaryota; Metazoa; Arthropoda; Insecta; Lepidoptera; Nymphalidae
Gene: Ifrd1
Product: interferon-related developmental regulator 1
Exons: 9
Coding region: 257-1549 (430 amino acids)
Source: RefSeq, a predicted model, not a curated record
AGUAAGCCCCUUUAUAUGACAAGCUGUCAGACGCCAUUGCGCAAAUAAGCGGAGUCGUGUGUGCAUGAUACACGGUUAAACAUGUUAAAAAGUUUUUCUGAAAUUUUAGUUUUAUUUUAUAUUCGGUGCCCAAAUUGUUCUAUAAGAACUGAUAUAUUAUACUUUUCUCCGUCUUGAUCAAGUGUGAAACGUAGUUAAUUAACUAGUGAAUAUAUUUAAUUUUACCAUAAGCAGUUUCCCAGAAAUCACAAUCACCAUGCCUAAAGGAAAGAAAAAAGGAAAAUACGAGCACAGGAGAACAGAAGUUGCUUAUUCAUCAGACGAAGAUGCUGGCAUAGACAUGACCAAUGAUAACUUUUCGGAGACCUCUGGUGCAUCCGACCUCAGAAGUAACCAUGAUGAUGCUGAGAACGAAAUCCAAGAGAAAUUAGAAGAGAAGGUUCUAGAGAUUAUCGAUGCGUUGAGCGCGCGAGCCAACGCAGCGCGCGCCGCGGCCCUGGUCGCGCUGCGCAGCGCGCUGCAGCGCCGCUACCUCGCGCACGUGCUCAGCGGGCAGCGCGUCACGCUCGCCGAGCACGUCACCAAGGCGCUGCGCCGCGGCCGCGACGGCGAGCGCCGCGCCGCCGCCGCCGCCGUGCCCAUACUCGCCCUGCAGAUUGGGGAAGAGGGUACUGACGAAUUCCUGGCAGAAGUACGUCCGGCACUUGCGGCUGCGGCUAUCGACAAGUCAGCUUCUCUCGAGACACGCACCGAGUGCUGCUCAUCAUUAGCGGUGCUGUGCUAUUUGCUGGAAGAUGAUCUCACAGAGGUGCUUGAGAUCAUGCGCAUGUAUGAAACAAUCUUCAGCGGCAGCUAUCUUAAGGGCGACGGCAGCGUGAAGGUGUCGGGCGCGGCCGUGGAGGAGGGCGCGUGGCACGGCGCGGCGCUGGACGGCUGGGCGCUGCUCCUGCUGCUCGCCGAGCCGGCGCACGCCAGAGCACUGCUCGCCGACCGACAGCCCACCUUCCAGCGACUCUCCGAGCUGCUCGACGCCUGCAGUCUCGAGGUGCGCCUGGCGGCGGGCGUCGCGCUGGCCGUCGCGCACGAGCGUGUGAGUGGGGACGACGACGAGUACGACUGGCCCGAGGAGCAGGACGUGCUGCCGCGCCUCGAGCAGCUCGCGCGGGACUCGCACAAGUACCGCGCCAAGCGGGACCGCAAGCUGCAGCGCGCCACCUUCAGAGAUAUACUCAAGUACUUCGAGGAGGGCAGCGUGGGCAUCGAGCGCGUGCGCGUGGGCGGCGAGGCGCUGUCGCUGGGCUCGUGGGGCGCGCGCGUGGCGUACGGCGCGCUGGCGGCCGCGCUGGGCGCCGGGCUGGCCGCGCUGGCGCCGCACUGCGCCGCGCUGCGCAGCGCGCUCGACCUCGAGCCGCCGCGCGACGCGCCGCCCGUCGCGCGCGGCAAGCUCAACAAGCUGCAGCGGCACCUUCAAAACACUGCGGCGUGUAAAGCGCGAACCGUGGCCAGAAACAAGAGCAGAGACAAGCGCUCCGCCGCGCUCGCCCUUUGAGCAUAACGACAUAUUUUCGGCACGGAAUCUCUAGAAAAACAAAAUUGCCGGUUCCGACGUUCAAAAACUUAGCAUUAGACUCGAGCUUAGUUUUACGCUAGCGUUAGACUGUUAGUUUAAAAUAAGAACCAAAGAAAAUUCCCGUUGGUCUUGUUUGUAAACGAUGUUGGAACCGUGUUCGAGGCCCGCAAUUCGUCUUAUCAUUAAAUUGUGCACACUGAACAUAUCCCAUUACUAAAAUUAUUUACAAUUUGUCCUUUUACUUUAUGGUAAUGGAAUUAAAAGAUUAUUAUAUAAAUAACAACAGAACAAAGAGUAUACUAGGAGUGGCAUCAAACAUGCAUCAGUAACAGCCUGUUAAUGUCCCACUGCUGGGCUAAGGCCUCCUCUCCCUUUUGAGGAGAAGGUUUUUUGCAAAACAUGCAUACACCAAUGAAACCAAAUUAUAUGUAGUGUAAAAUAUAAAUAUCAACGUAUUAUAAUGAGAAAAAAAUAUAUCCGCAUGUUAUCUUAAUCAAAACAUUAAACCAGUGCCACUUCUAUUAUACUCCCAAAAAGUAAUUCUAUAGAAAACAAACGAUACACGACGAUUAAAUCUAUACCGAAAUAUUAGAACAGGAUUAUGUUAAAGCCACUAUUUUAAUACCCAGCUAUUGUAUCUAUCGCAUUAUUGUAAUAAAUUAUCGUGUUUCGAUAUUGUUUCUUAUAGAAUAUGCUUGUCGUUCUGUAAGACUACAGUUUUAAUAAAUAAAUUGUAUACCCGAUGACAAAUAUCGUCACAUAUUUAUGUGAUUUUUAGUUAAAUUAGUUUGUAUAAAAACUUGAUAACUUACUCCUAACUUGGAAAAUUGGUCCGCAUUCCGAACUAACAGCGCUUGAGCUGCCAUUAAAUGAUUCGAGUAUAUUGAAUUAAUCUUUAUUUUUAAAUCUAAUACUUAUAAAUAUUAUAUUGACAGUUGUUAUAGAUUAGUUCAAUUGCUAGUUUUAGUGGUUUUAUUAAUAAUUUCUUUUAUUUAUAAUCAAGUUUGGAGUAAGGGAGCUUUUUAUUUCGGUUGAUAUAAUUUCUAAUAUGAUUUGUAUAUUUUAUGAGUUACGGUUAACAGUACAGUUCAUACGUUUUUACGAAAUUUCUCGGUAAAUAUUAUUUUGAUUUUUGUUACCUGCGGCCGUAUAUAUACGAUAACUAGGCUAGUUAGUACACGGAAUGUUGAAAUAAUAUUUAUUAUGAGAAUA